Molecule: messenger RNA, 2187 nt
Organism: Penicillium brasilianum
Lineage: Eukaryota; Fungi; Ascomycota; Eurotiomycetes; Eurotiales; Aspergillaceae
Source: the annotation of a GenBank genome assembly
UAAGAUCAAUAAGAAAGCGGCCUCCGCCCACCGGAGAAAGCGAUGACGACGUGGCCGCCUUUUUGGGGUAACUCCGCCUUUGGGAAGUGGACGAUCAUCUGAAUCCUACUGGCCCAGCUUCUCUCAGCUGCCCAGCUUCCUCCCGCCUCAGCCACCCCAUUCCAGCUAUUCUCACUGUUUUUCAGGGCUCAUAUUUGUCGCACCAGAUUCGUUUGAUCUUCGGGUAGUUCUCAGCUUCCACGACUGUGCUUUACCAACGAGGUACCGUUCCGCCGGGAGACCACGGCUGAGACCAACCACCCCUCCCCGCCAUGGAUGAACACGACGACUUCGAUAGCGUCUCCUGGAGGAACGACCCCGAGAGUGACGCUUCUCGACCGACUACCUCGGGCACAGAUGCUGAGGAGCCUCAUAAAUACGAUCAAGAUACCAAUGGCAAGCGGAGGAUGAGCUCCGCGCACGAGGAACCCCAGGCUGGCCCGCUGGCCGAUGCCGUAGACCUGGCAGGUAUCGGCGACGGCGUGCUGGAAUGCCGUGUCGACUCGCCUCUGAAAGAGAAUGACGGUACAAAAGAUGCAUAUAUCUCCUAUCUUGUUACAACGAAUACCGACUUCAAGUCAUUCCAGAAACCAGAGUUCAGCGUCCGGCGACGAUUCACCGACUUCUAUUUCCUGUACAAGACACUCUAUCGCGAAUACCCAGCAUGCGCCGUGCCGCCCCUUCCCGACAAGCACAAAAUGGAGUAUGUACGAGGAGACCGAUUCGGACCAGAGUUCACCACGCGGCGAUCAUGGUCCCUGCAUCGGUUUUUGAAGCGCCUGACACUCCACCCAGUCCUUCGGCGCGCACCACUCCUCAUCAUCUUCCUAGAGUCGCCAGACUGGAAUGCACAUGUGCGGUUACACUCGACCCGAGGGUCGACCAGUACCUCUUCUGACAAUGCGGGGGCUGGAAUCUUUGAUAAUUUCACAGACACAUUUGUUAACGCCUUCACCAAAGUACACAAGCCCGAUCGGCGUUUCAUUGAGGUGAAAGAGAAGUCGGAUAAGCUGGACGAGGAUCUGUCGCAUGUCGAAAAGACCGUGGCGCGGGUUGCCAGGCGGGAGGCUGAUCUGGAGACGGAUUAUACGGACCUGGCAACGCAGUUCCGCAAACUGGUCCCACUCGAACCCGCAGUUGAGAUGCCAUUACAGGUAUUUGCAGCCUCCGUGGAAGAGACUGCACGAGGCAUGCAUAAUCUGAAAGAUCAUACGGAUCAAAAUUACCUCGGCUCGCUGCGCGACAUGGAGGCAUACAUCCUUUCUGUGAAAGCACUGUUGAAGACACGAGAGCAGAAGCAACUCGACUUUGAAGCUCUAGUCGAUUAUCGUAACAAGGCUGUCGCCGAGCGCGAUUCACUCGCUGCCAACCCAGCCGCCUACUACGCCUCCAACCCGCUUACCUCUUCCCCAGCCUCUUUCAUCCGCUCUAAGAUGGAGGACAUGCGCGGCGUCGACCACGAACAGUCCCGCCGCGAGCGUGUCCGCAAGCUCGAGCUGCGCAUCGACGAACUGACUCGCGAGGUCGAGUCUGCCAAGACCACUUCCGAGAUGUUCGACGAAGAAGUCGUCCGUGAAGUAGCAGACUUUGAGCGCAUCAAGGCAGUCGAGUUCCGCGAUUCCCUCGGUGCACUCGCUGAGGCCCACAUCGACUUUUACCAGGGCGUCCUCUCUACGUGGGAGCGCUUCAUCGCAGAGAUGGAGGGCGAUGCUGAGACCGGUCUCGAGGCCGAUUCUCAUGCUGCUGGGUCGAGGUAGUCUAGUUCUGGAUGUACUCAUGGUGGAAGAGGAGGAACAUGGUGGGGAUUGUCGAUGACUUUGGGAUGGGUCUGGUAUAGCUGAUUAUGGACCGAUUUUCUUGCCUAGCUCGUUUCUACCAUUUCAUACCCGUAAUAGCAUCACAUUUCGUCUAUGCUUUACCGUGAAGCUCUCUCCGUAAUGCCCGUGCGACGAUGUUGUUACAACAGGGAAGUCAAUAUACUCUGGGAAGGGUAGUCUUCAAACUACCCGCGAGUAGGGUCCAUGGCAUCAGAUCAAUCAAAAUCAUGUAUAAAAGCGAAUAAGCGCUACCAAAACCAUCCUCCGUGUCCAAGCCCUAAAUGUCUUGAGGUGUAUCACCCACUUCCAGUUCUUCCAGUCACUCUCCCCC